This is a messenger RNA of Phaeoacremonium minimum UCRPA7, 1404 nucleotides long. RefSeq lists its product as hypothetical. The record is from RefSeq and is a predicted model, not a curated record. NCBI's taxonomy places the organism in Eukaryota, Fungi, Ascomycota, Sordariomycetes, Togniniales, Togniniaceae. Bases 1 to 1404 code for a protein of 467 amino acids. The transcript is spliced from 4 exons. Gene Ontology annotation, molecular function: protein binding.
AUGACGCCCCCGACAACACCCAAUGGCUCGCAGGAAGACUUCCACGCGCAAUCCAGCGCGCCCACCGUUUUCCACAACUUCCUGCGAGCCUUCUAUCCCUUUCAUCCUAGCUAUGCCAUGACCGACUCAACCGUCACACUGCCAUUGAACGAGGGUGAUGUCAUCCUAGUACACUCGAUACACACGAAUGGAUGGGCGGACGGGACCCUGUUGGUGUCAGGUGCGAGAGGCUGGUUGCCUACUAACUACUGCGAGGCGUACGACCCGGAAGAGAUGGGAAAUUUGCUCAAGGCUCUUCUCAACUUCUGGGACCUACUACGCAGUACCGCUGUCAACGAUAGUGAGAUAUUCGGCAACCAGGAAUUCAUGAAAGGCAUCAUCGCCGGUGUGCGAUAUCUUCUGGAACGAACGAACUGCCUAACUCGAGAGUCGGCCAUCAUUCAAAGACACGAUGGCCUGCGCAGGGGUAGAAAGUCGCUCCUGUCUGAGCUAUCGUCGCUAGUGAAAACGGCAAAACGGUUACAGGAACACCAGAAGAUGCCGAAUCCAUACGAUGACGUUAACGAUAUCAUUGACGAGAUGAUACUGAAGGCUUUCAAAAUUGUCACCAAGGGCGUAAGGUUCUUGGAUGUGCUUGAGGAAGACAGACGGCUACGGGCACCGGCAGUGGCAGUCAUGGCUACAGUAUUGGAGGAAACUGCUAUUCCUCCGACGCCGCCCGCCGACACCGUUGCCUUCGAGGACAAUCAAAGCGGCGAGCUGCUGGUAGUUGUCGACGUGGUUUGCGCUCAUAGCCCUCUUACGAAGGAGCUGCUGGAGCAGCCCCGUGCUGCGAUGUACGACCGCAUUGUGGAUCUUGUUCACGCCGCUCGAGAUAUUCUGCUUAACACUGGACCCGACGUUGCCGAUGUCAUCAUGCCACAAGACAAUAGCAGACUAUUAUAUGCAGCCACGGGUUGCGUCAAGGCGACAGGCGAGUGUGUCGCAAAGACAAAGUGGGUAAUUGAGAGAAUAGGUGACUUUGAGUUUGAAUUCGACAAUGGCAGCCUGGGCAUCGAUAUCGACCUUAGUGUUCUGGACAUUGUCGAGGAAGAGAGGGAACGGCCGAUGACAGCAGUCGACUCGGCCAGUAUUGCAGAGUCAAGCGCAUCAUCUUCUGCUGUAUCGGAACCCUCAGCGACAUCGACACAAGUAUCUGCUCAGGCGCCAAACGCGACCCCACAUGUCGCAAUCCGAGGAGGUUACCCCAGUACCAAAACAUCGAUUGUCAACAUCCUCGAGACCACAGUCACUGGUUCCUUCAGACAGCACUCCAAGUCUGGUAUCCCCUGGGAGCUCAGCACGGCCGUCUCUACCUCCCCUCCCGAAGUUGACGACUACAUUGCUCCCGCAGGAGGACUAUAG